Molecule: messenger RNA, 1008 nt
Organism: Stylonychia lemnae
Lineage: Eukaryota; Ciliophora; Spirotrichea; Sporadotrichida; Oxytrichidae
Source: the annotation of a GenBank genome assembly
AUGGUGCUUAUCAGAACUUAGGGAAAAACCUUAACUUUAAAUCAAAAGUAUGCACAUGUGCAGAAACCUUAGCUUGGGUUCACUAGUGAGGGCCUCUAGGAUAUGAACGAGGAAGAAUUGGAAGGAAAUCUAGGUAGACUAGAUGGAUUGGCUAUAACAAAGAUGAUGCUCGCAUCGUCAUUAAACUAAGCUUCCAGAAAACCAAAUGGUAUCAGAAAGCUGAAAAAACUCUCAAAUGAUAACUAUAAGAUUCUCAAACCUAAGCCUUGUCUCCUUAUAAAGAAGAGCAACAGAGUUAAAAAACUGAGAUUUUCAAAAAUCUAAAGAUUUGGAAGAAAAUCAAAGCCAAUGCGCAAGAGAGAGUCCUCCAUGUUGGGUUACUUAGGCGGUAGAGAUGUUCACAAUGAGUGGGAAACUGAAAGCACAAAAACUGGGUACUCUAACUCAUCUACUUCAAGUGUUGUUAAUAAUAAGUUUGGAUUCCUAAGCGCCCCUUUAUAGGAGUUUACUGAUAUUUGGCAAAAUAGCACUCAAAGAAAGAAUGUUCCCCUCCUAAUUGUGAAUAGACAAUAAAAGAGUUUGGAUUCUGAAAAUAAGAAUACUUAAUUUAAUGACUUAAAUACUGGAUUAUCAAUUAAAUUAAAAAGUCUUACUGAUAAAAGGAAAAAACAGCCUUUCAAGUUGAUAUUCGAGGAGGAUUAUCCGAAGAUAUUCAAGAAUCCUUGCAUUAGUGAUGAGCAGUUGAAAGAACAUAAUUGUGACAAUGAUUAUGAUACUGAUGAAGACUAAGUGAACAAUAAUAAGAGAUUGUUAAGAGAAUCAUUGCUAGAGGCUCUAGGCGUUUUCGUUAAGAAGGAUCCUCUAGACUAAGUUCAAAAUCUCUAUGACAAGUCUUUAAAAGCUUUUGAUACAAGAUCUAAAAGGUACUAAAAAUAAUCGUAAGAUUCAAUUUAAAAUGUCGAAGAAACUAACUAACUUAAGUAAUAUGGCUAGCUAGGCUUCCUCUGA